UCACUGUUGUGUCACAAAGUAAUCAGAGCCGUCCACUCGAUCAAAAACCCUAAAUCCCUCUCUCAUAUAUUAUUUCCCACACUCUCUCUCUCGCGCCUCUUCGAGCUCUCUAUCACUUACACACACAGAGCCACCAAAAGCCCUAAAGGUGACCCAAAACCCAGAGCAGCAACCAUGGCGACCCCAGCUAUAGAGUCCGUUCAGUGCUUUGGCCGAAAGAAGACGGCGGUGGCAGUGACCUACUGCAAGCGGGGACGCGGCCUGAUCAAGAUCAACGGCUGUCCGAUCGAGCUGGUGGAGCCGGAGAUCCUCCGGUUCAAGGCCUACGAGCCGAUCCUUCUGCUCGGACGACACCGUUUCGCCGGCGUCGACAUGAGGAUCCGUGUCAAAGGUGGAGGCCACACGUCUCAGAUCUACGCAAUCCGCCAGAGCAUCGCCAAGGCCCUUGUAGCGUUUUACCAGAAGUAUGUGGACGAACAGAGCAAGAAGGAGAUCAAGGACAUCUUGGUCAGGUACGACAGAACUCUCCUCGUCGCUGAUCCCAGGCGCUGCGAGCCCAAGAAGUUCGGUGGUCGCGGUGCCAGAGCUAGGUUCCAGAAGUCUUACCGUUGAGAGAUACUCAUCUCACCUUUUUUCCAUUUAUGCUAUUUACUGUCAUUUCCAAUGAUCUUAUCAUUGUUUUGGCUUAAUUUCUAGUUUUAAGUUUUUGUUAUGGAUUUUUAAAGUGUUUGGUAAAACCUUGGUUUGGAUAUUUAUGCUUAGUUGUAUUUUCAUGCUAUUUUCAGGAAUGAUUUAAUCUUUUUUGGGUUCUAUUUA
Messenger RNA from Prunus dulcis (almond), 816 nucleotides. RefSeq names its product 40S ribosomal protein S16-like. The record is from RefSeq and is a predicted model, not a curated record. Gene Ontology annotation, cellular component: ribosome; cytosolic small ribosomal subunit. Gene Ontology annotation, biological process: maturation of SSU-rRNA from tricistronic rRNA transcript (SSU-rRNA, 5.8S rRNA, LSU-rRNA); translation. Gene Ontology annotation, molecular function: RNA binding; structural constituent of ribosome. NCBI's taxonomy places the organism in Eukaryota, Viridiplantae, Streptophyta, Magnoliopsida, Rosales, Rosaceae. Bases 175 to 612 code for a protein of 145 amino acids. The transcript has a single exon.